Molecule: messenger RNA, 948 nt
Organism: Ctenocephalides felis (cat flea)
Lineage: Eukaryota; Metazoa; Arthropoda; Insecta; Siphonaptera; Pulicidae
Exons: 1
Coding region: 1-948 (315 amino acids)
Biological process (GO): G protein-coupled receptor signaling pathway
Cellular component (GO): membrane
Molecular function (GO): G protein-coupled receptor activity; peptide binding
Source: RefSeq, a predicted model, not a curated record
AUGGGUCUUGCAAUGGAUCGUUACUUGACUGUGAAGCGUCCACGAUUAUCUUCCCAGAGCGGCAUACCAGGUGCGUUUUCGGCCGUCGGAGCAUGGCUGGCUGCUGCGUUGCUCUGUGCACCAGAACUCCUCGGCCGGCAAGUGCGCGAGGAAGAUUUACAUUGUGUGGACACGUCGACGCCGAAUCACAUACGAAUGCUUUUGUUAGUGAUUAUAUUCGCGGUGCCAGCGGUGGCCGUCGUAGGCGCCCAUCUGGGAGUGCGUUCCGAACUUUGCGCGUUAUCUUUGACCGCUCGUGCCGCACACGGCGAGUUGCCUCUACCGGUGCCUCUGCUACGGCGUUCGACUCACGUCGUAAUAGUAGCUGGAAUGGGGCCGCCUGGUCGAGAGACGUUAUAUCGACGCGAUUCGGCGGACGGCGCCGAGGCCGAGUUAGCGGAACGCGCCCGCUGCAUGCGACCACCUGUCGUGAAUCAUCAUCCACCGGCAACUCGCGGUCCCCAGCGCGGUCCGUCUAGACAUGCACAACGAAAUGCGGAACCGCAGCCCCCAGAAGGUCGUCGCCCACAGGCAUCAACCUUGCGCAGCAGACGACGCCUGGCAAACAUGCUUGUGGCGGUGGCGGUUGCGUUUGCGGCUUGCUGGGCUCCGCACGUCCUUGUCACGUUCUUGCCGACUGUACCCGCACGGGUCUCUCAGUUCGCUCUGCUUCUAGGCCAUGCACACUCUGCACUAAAUCCGGUGGUAUAUUGGGCGUUGAAUUAUCAAUCACUCGGCAGUUUCAUACCAUGUGCACAUUUCAAGUUGCGGAAACAUUUUCGCUUCCCGGCGGCUCCUCCGCCUCCUUCGUCAACGAAUGAAGCGGCUCUGGGGCCGUUUAAUCCGCGCUACAUAAAGGCAAGGCCGCCGCCCCCUCGGCCGCCCGCUUCAUCGCAUUACCUAUAUUAG